UGAAAAAGAGAGGGAUAAGACAAUCAACACCGACGGUAUCUAACAAUGGCAGCAUCCGCCAUGGACGGCGUUGCUGCGACGGCGCUCCGGUCAGUUCUUCAACGCGUGAAACAAGCAGCCGAAAGAUCAUCUCGUGCAUCCGAUCGGAUAAGAGUAGUCGCAGUGAGCAAAACAAAGCCCGUUUCACUCCUCCGAGAAGUAUACGACACCGGUCACCGGUGUUUCGGUGAAAAUUACGUUCAGGAAAUCGUUGAAAAAGCACCUCAGCUUCCUGAAGAUAUAGAGUGGCAUUUUAUUGGAAAUUUGCAGAGUAACAAAGUGAAGCCUCUGUUGACUGGGGUACCGAAUCUUGCCAUGGUGGAGACUGUAGAUGAUGAAAAGAUUGCAAAUAAUCUUGAUCGAGUUAUUGGGAACAUUGGCAGGAAGCCUUUGAAGGUGUUGGUCCAGGUGAAUACAAGUGGAGAAACAUCAAAAUUCGGAGUUGACCCCGAUGGGUGCUUGGCGCUUGUGAAACAUGUUACUUCAAACUGCCCGAACCUUGAGUUUUGUGGCUUAAUGACCAUUGGGAUGCCAGAUUAUACUUCAACUCCAGAGAACUUCAAGACAUUAGCCAAUUGCAGAACGGAGGUAUGCAAUGCUCUUGAAAUACCUGAGGAGCAAUGCGAACUGUCAAUGGGCAUGUCUGGUGACUUUGAGCUAGCUAUUGAAAUGGGCAGUACCAAUGUGAGAGUCGGAUCUACCAUUUUUGGAGCAAGGGAGUACCCAAAAAAACAAUGAAUGAAAUCAUUUUCGUGUAUUCAUAGCGAUGAAUUCAACCUAUAAACAUAUGAAUAAGCCUGAAAGAGGGGGGAGGGGGGGGGGGGGGGGGGACCUUUUCAUCCGAGGCCAAGGACUCAUGCGGGGCAUAUAUGGGCAUAUUUGAAUAAUUCUUUGAAUCUUACAUGUUCAUGUAGAGGCCGUGGCGUCUGGAAACAGCUAAUUGUUUUAUUGUGUUUGAAAUGCUCGGUUUAGUCCUACGGAUUUGUCAACGAUGGAAUUGUAUUUAACAUAUAAAUAUUUGAAGGUAUGAUGUUGUGGUAGUUUCUUAACGGGGCAUGACUAAAGGUGAUUUAUUAUAGAACGCUAAAACUACAAUGUAUACCAUUAAACA
Helianthus annuus (common sunflower) is the source of this 1150-nucleotide messenger RNA. RefSeq names its product pyridoxal phosphate homeostasis protein. Gene Ontology annotation, cellular component: intracellular anatomical structure. Gene Ontology annotation, molecular function: pyridoxal phosphate binding. The coding region runs from base 46 to 777 and encodes 243 amino acids. The record is from RefSeq and is a predicted model, not a curated record. The transcript is spliced from 7 exons. Lineage: Eukaryota; Viridiplantae; Streptophyta; Magnoliopsida; Asterales; Asteraceae.